AUGGAUAAUAUUGGCGGUGACGAGAGAUGGGAUAGCGAGAACGCAGUAGAAUUGCAAGAAACUGCAGAAACCGAAACAGAGGAAGAGUACGAAGACGAAACGCUGUCGUUUAGUGCCCUCCCACUCAUCCCAAAAAACACCGAUAAGGAAGAACAAAUUUGCAAUCGGGCCCACACGGAGGAUCAAAUCCACGAGGAUUUCGAUUUUUGUUCGGUUUCAAAAGAAUCCGAAAUGUGCGCCGCCGACGAGAUCUUUUUCGGUGGCCAAAUUCUGCCUCUCCGCCACUCAAUCAGCUCCGAUCGGGGAUUAUUACCGCCACAGCGCCACCACAUGACCCGAUCGGUUUCCAGAUCCGAAUCAAUGGACCACCUCUACUGCGACUCGGCCGGACUAAUCUCGAGCCGGAGCAGCAGCAUCGGCAGCCACCAGUCAUCCAGCAGCAGCGGCAGCGGAAGCUCCGGCGGGCGACCCGAAUUUCCGCCGGCACGAAACCAAUUCCACUCUUACCCGAGCCCGUCGCCGAGAAUCCAUCUCCCAAGCAAGCGCCGCUCGGUCGGCGCCAACCGGAGGAGCGGCUCCGCCAAGAGAUCUCCGGCGUGGAGCAUUUUCCGGCUGGGGAUACUGGCGGCGCCACCGCCGGACAUCGCGUUCCAGGAUCUGAAGCCGCGGGCCAGCAGCAGGGGAUUCGGGAGCCGGAACAGCACGGAGAGCAGCGGGAGCUCCGCCGGAAGCUCGAGCGUGACGAGGAGGAGGAAUCUGAGUUUGCUCGGCGGGUGCAAGUGCUCGGCGGACGUGGUUGAUAAUACGGUUAGAGGCAGAGUCGUGGUUAUCAAGAGGAGCGCGGGCGAGAGUGGGGUUGACGCGCCCGGGGGAGAGAGUGGGGAGGGGAUUAAGCCGGCGAUGGGAGUGAAAAAACGGCCGGCGAGAAAGCAGUCGUCGCAUCACCGGACGUCGGAGUGGCUGAAACAGCUCUCGCUCGACGACGCUGCAGGAGAUUAA
This is a messenger RNA of Striga asiatica, 999 nucleotides long. The record is from the annotation of a GenBank genome assembly. Lineage: Eukaryota; Viridiplantae; Streptophyta; Magnoliopsida; Lamiales; Orobanchaceae.